AUGCAGUAUGUUAAGUUGCCAAACGUGGCCAUACAUCAGGAUGACCCUCAACCUGAUUCUCAAGUUGCACGACAAUGGCGUAGGUUAGCCAGUGGAUCUUCGGUUCAUUUCCACCAAAUUACGGAUAGCUCUGUAAUUGGAAUUAAUAAUGGAGUUCUCCAUGAUGAUCAGACUAAGCAAAACCAAAAACGGACAAAAGUUAUAAUGGUGGAUGGCGAUGAAGAUAAUAAUAAGGCCGAAACGAUAGAUGAUAAUAAAGACAAAAUCGAAACAACAAGUAAGAUCGAAACAGGAGAUGACUAUGAAGAUGAGGUCGAAGCCUUGAAUUUGAUUUUGAUUCAGUUAUCAAGAGUUUGCAACAAGAACCAUUACACGAAGUAUUAA
Molecule: messenger RNA, 384 nt
Organism: Paraglomus brasilianum
Lineage: Eukaryota; Fungi; Glomeromycota; Glomeromycetes; Paraglomerales; Paraglomeraceae
Source: the annotation of a GenBank genome assembly